Molecule: messenger RNA, 1401 nt
Organism: Desarmillaria tabescens
Lineage: Eukaryota; Fungi; Basidiomycota; Agaricomycetes; Agaricales; Physalacriaceae
Exons: 9
Coding region: 1-1401 (466 amino acids)
Source: RefSeq, a predicted model, not a curated record
AUGGUUCUUCGCGAAGUAUACCCCAUGAGGCCCUCUUCGUUGUGGUUAAUCGUCGUGGCGCUCUGCCAAGUCCUGGCAGUUCAGGCGGCGUCGAAUUACAUGGAUCAGUCGUUCUACUUUGACUAUACCCCAUCUUCAGAAGCGAUAGCUGUUCCAGUGACGGCUCAAUGCGAGACGAUACAUAUUGCAUGGGAACGUACGGCAUCAUCUACGGGCCCAAGUCCUUCUGCCCCGUACUUUCUCCAAGUAUACACUUCUGCUUUCGUGUUUCCGUUCAUUAUCCCAGCCGGUAGCGAUGUAACUUUUGACUGGGAAGUACCUUUUGGGCCCGGAACGCUAUAUCAGGUGUGUAUGUUCGACAAGAACGGUUACACGGGAGGAUGUCAACAGGUCUACACGAUGAUUGCCAAUACCACCACCAAUUCCCCGUCAUGUUCAAAUGCUUCCUUCCCGCUCGGACCUUUAGAUAUCGAUGCACAGGUGCAAGAUGGACCGCUAUCUCAGUAUGGUUGGGUGAAUCAGUGCACUGAUAUCGCAAUCACACCGAAGAAUGGCACUCCUCCCUAUACCCUGACUAUAGCGCCUACGCUUCACCCACCACGCAACAUUACGAUUAACGACAUGAGCACUGUAAACUGGACCGUUGAUCUCUCAUGGGCAUCACCAUUCUUCAUCAGCGUCGUCGAUUCCCAGUUUAAUUAUUGGUCAUACGGGCCUCUUCAUAGCGGCGGUGACGGAUCUACCGCAUGUCUUACGCAAGGUGAUGUAGGUUCUAGUUCAUCAAAUGGUCUGUCCACUGGGGGAGCUGUAGGCGUCGGCAUAGGCGGUCUAGUCGCCGGUUCACUUGCAGGUGCACUUAUCGCUUUCUUCUUCCUCCGACGUCGAUCGCACAAAGACUAUUCACCGUCUUCGUCGAGCCUCGAUAAUCUCGGACAUGUAGCAUCAUACCAUCCCGCACCUACAUCACCUGUUCGUCACUCUCCACUACAAAAUGGCUCGUAUCAGAUCGAACCUUUCACGAUGGCAGGAGAGGUCCGGAACCCUGAGUUGCGCACUUCUCCGAGCACUACAGAGUUUGGAGUAGUUUCAUCCACUUCAUCCCCUCCCUCGACGCGGCAAGCGGGUCAGGUGUAUGUGGUACACCAUGAUGGUGGGAGGGCUCCUGUUACUGUGUACCAUGAGGAUGGUACGCAAGUGGUGGAGCUACCACCGCGAUACGCCGAUGAGACAGACCAAAGUCCCGCAACUUCUGAUGCAAGGAGUAGAAGCGACGUCGGGAGUGGAAGCGAUGGUGUUCGUUCGAGCGGUGAUGGACUAGGUUCAGUGCUCAAUCCAACACGGCGACCAAGAAGCGCCCCUCGCAAGAAUCCUUCUCUCAACGCUCUACGCAGUCCGACAUGA